UAGUUUCAAUAACUUUUUCUCGAGAUACAUAAUAGGUACAUGUCCUAAAUGUUAACAUUGACUUCAAAAAAAAACUUAGGCAAUGGUGAUGAUGAAGCUGAAGAACUACUUGAGAUCAGAUACAUUGACACUUGUAUUGAUAAAUGUUGCUGCUAUAAUGGAAAUGGCUGAUGAAACUCUGUUACCUGGAGUUUAUAAAGAAGUUGGCAAGGAUUUGAACAUUGAUCCUGCUGGUCUUGGUUCACUUAGUCUUUACAGAUCAUUAGUUCAAUGUCUUUGUUACCCCAUUGCUGCAUUCCUUGCUGCUCGUCAUAAUCGUGCCAAUGUCAUUGCUCUCGGGGCUUUUCUUUGGUCCGGUGCUACGUUCCUUGUUGCCAUAUCCUCUACCUUUGCUGAGGUAGCGAUUUCGAGAGGAUUGAAUGGAAUAGGACUUGCAAUUGUCACACCGGCAAUCCUAUCUCUAGUUGCUGAUUCAACUCAUGAGAGUAAUCGAGGUACAGCUUUUGGAUGGUUAGCAUUAACAGGAAGUUUGGGUGCAAUUAUUGGCGGGACUAUGUCUGUGCUGAUUGCUGAAACAUCAUUUAUGGGAAUUACUGGCUGGAGAAUCUCCUUUCAUUUGGUUGGUAUUAUAAGUGUUCUUGUUGGUCUUUUAGUCUAUUUCUUCGCGGAAGAUCCCCGUUUUCUUGACAGAGAUGUCAAUGCAAAAGAUCAGCCUCCCCCGAAACCAUUUCAAGAACAACUGAGAGAACUGGUAAAAGAAGCAAAAUCGGUUAUCAAAGUACCUUCCUUCAAGAUAAUUGUUGCACAAGGGGUUUUCGGAUCAUUCCUUGGGACAUCAAUGUCAUUUUCCACUAUGUGGUUGGAGCUUGUUGGAUUCUCCCACAAGACAACAGCACUCAUCACUAGUUCGUUUGUAGUUUCUCUGUCAUUUGGCGCGGUUUUUGGAGGAUUCAUGGGGGAUGUCUGGGCCAAGCGCUUGCCUAAUUCUGGUAGGAUCAUCGUCUCUCAGAUAAGCACUGGUUCAGCUAUUCCCUUAGCUGCAAUUCUGCUGCUGCUAUUGCCUAAUGAUCCUAAAACAGCUUUGCUGCAUGGUUUAGUCCUGUUUAUAUUGGGAUUUUGCGCAUCAUGGACCGGUCCAGCAGCAAACAGUCCAAUAUUUGCUGAGAUAGUUCCUGAGAGAGCUCGAACGAGCAUUUAUGCUCUGGAUCGAUGUUUCGAGACCUUGUUAGCAUCAUUUUCUCCUCUUCUAGUUGGUACUUUAGCUCAACAAGUUUUCGACUAUAAGCCAAUUCCAGAGGGAUCUUCAACCUCAGGGGAAAUCGAAACAGAUAGAAAAAAUGCUGCAUCACUUGCCAAAGCAAUGUACACUGCAAUAGGCAUUCCAAUGGUCAUUUGUUGCUCCAUCUACUCCUUCCUGUAUUUCACAUAUCCACGAGACAGGGAUCGUGUCCGGUUGCAACAGAUUGAUGAAACGGGGAAUUUUCCAUCCGAAGAACAACAGCUCUUACUCGAGCACAAUGAGCACAGACUUCUUUCAGCAAAUUAGUUGAAAUCCAUAGAAUCUAACAAGGACAAACUCACUUCCUUGUUCUGUUGUUUGUAAUUACUUUACUCUAUGCAGACAUGUGACCCUUCUAUAUACAUUUAUUUAGGGGUGUGUUUGAAUUUACACAACAUUAACAACAUCAUAUUCAGUGUAAUUCUACUGUUCGGUCUAGAAAUGGUGGAAUGUAUGUAGUUUUAUUCCUGUCUCGUAACGGUAGAGAGAGUAUUUUUAAUAGACUUUCGGCUCAAGUAAAGCAUACAAAAUGACCAAGUAUGUAAAGCAUAGACUUAAUUUGAAUUAGUAAAACUAUCCUUGUUAAUGAUGAUUUCUUAAGGAACGUAUAAACAAGAAAGUAGACAACUGAUAUAGAACGGAGCAAGUAUGCAUUUGACUCAGUUGAAAUAUCCAAAAUAAGAAAACGUGAUACUUCAGUAGUUGUCUAAUGUCUAUAUUUUGCCUUUACGUAAAUCCUACUACAACACUUACAUUUAUAUUAUUCUUUUAUAGUUCCAACAACUUAUUCUUGAGUUCAUAUAUAAUAUAUAUGCAUGUCCUAAAUGUUAAUAUAGACUUCUGAAGAA
Messenger RNA from Solanum lycopersicum (tomato), 2127 nucleotides. RefSeq lists its product as uncharacterized. Gene Ontology annotation, cellular component: membrane. The record is from RefSeq and is a predicted model, not a curated record. Lineage: Eukaryota; Viridiplantae; Streptophyta; Magnoliopsida; Solanales; Solanaceae. Gene Ontology annotation, molecular function: transmembrane transporter activity. Gene Ontology annotation, biological process: transmembrane transport.